Messenger RNA from Condylura cristata (star-nosed mole), 8951 nucleotides. It is a transcript of the gene ARFGEF2, whose product is annotated as ADP-ribosylation factor guanine nucleotide-exchange factor 2 (brefeldin A-inhibited). The transcript is spliced from 39 exons. The coding region runs from base 153 to 5510 and encodes 1785 amino acids. The record is from RefSeq and is a predicted model, not a curated record. NCBI's taxonomy places the organism in Eukaryota, Metazoa, Chordata, Mammalia, Eulipotyphla, Talpidae. Gene Ontology annotation, molecular function: guanyl-nucleotide exchange factor activity. Gene Ontology annotation, biological process: regulation of ARF protein signal transduction.
GGCGGCGCCGUGGGGCCGCGGCGUCGCUUCCUGACGGGGCGGCGCGGACAGACGCGGCCAGUGCCGGCCGGGACGCCGGGACCACAGCCUAGCUAGCCCGCUCUCUCGCGCCGCCCGCCCGCGGGGCUGCCAGCCCCCGCCGGGCCGGGGCCAUGCAGGAGAGCCAGACCAAGAGCAUGUUCGUGUCCCGGGCCCUGGAGAAGAUCCUAGCCGACAAGGAGGUGAAGCGGCCCCAGCACUCCCAGCUGCGCAGGGCCUGCCAGGUGGCGCUCGAUGAAAUUAAAGCAGAAUUAGAAAAGCAGAGGCUUGGCGCUGCCGCACCACCAAAGGCAAACUUCAUUGAAGCUGACCAGUAUUUCCUUCCAUUCGAGCUAGCUUGCCAGUCCAAGUCCCCCCGGGUGGUCAGCACGUCCCUCGACUGCUUGCAGAAACUCAUCGCAUACGGCCACAUCACUGGCAACGCCCCGGACAGUGGAGCCCCAGGGAAACGGCUGAUCGACAGGAUCGUGGAAACCAUAUGCAAUUGUUUUCAGGGCCCUCAGACCGAUGAAGGAGUGCAGUUACAAAUAAUUAAGGCUCUUCUGACAGCAGUGACGUCUCCGCACAUUGAAAUCCAUGAGGGUACUAUCCUGCAGACAGUUAGGACAUGUUACAAUAUCUACCUGGCCAGCAAAAAUCUCAUCAACCAAACCACUGCCAAGGCUACUCUCACUCAGAUGUUGAACGUCAUUUUCACCCGCAUGGAAAACCAAGUGUUGCAGGAGGCCAGAGAACUAGAGAAAUCAACCCAGUCAAAACCGCAGUCCCCUGUGAUCCAGGCUGCAGCCGUGUCCCCAAAGUUGAGUCAUUUGAAGCAGAGCCAGGAACAGAGCAAGCCAACAACUCCUGAAAAAACAGAUUUAACCAACGGUGAAUAUGCCAGCAGUGGUUCUGGAAAAAUGAGCUCAGAGAAUGGAGACGCCCCCAGAGGCAGAGGCCCUUCACUGUCAGGGACUGAUGAUGGUGCGCAGGAGUUGGUGAAGGAGAUCUUGGAGGAUGUGGUCACAUCUGCUGUGAACGAAGCAGCACAAAAGCAUGGUCUCAUGGAACCCGAGAGGGUCCCUGGUGAGUUGGAGCGCCAGGAGUGUCCUGCUCCCCCUGGAGUGGACGGGAACUCACAGACCAAUGGGGUAGCAGACGACAGGCAGUCCUUGUCAUCAGCGGAUAAUCUGGAGUCAGACACACAAGGACACCAGGUGGCUGCUAGGUUCUCUCACAUUCUGCAGAAAGACGCCUUCCUUGUGUUUCGCUCCCUUUGCAAGCUGUCCAUGAAACCCCUUGGGGAUGGCCCCCCAGAUCCAAAAUCCCACGAGCUGCGCUCCAAAGUGGUCUCCCUGCAGCUGCUCCUCUCCGUGUUGCAGAAUGCUGGCCCCGUCUUCAGGACUCACGAGAUGUUCAUCAACGCAAUCAAGCAAUAUCUCUGUGUGGCAUUGUCCAAAAAUGGCGUCUCUUCAGUGCCUGAUGUUUUUGAGCUCUCGCUUGCCAUUUUUCUUACUCUUCUUUCAAACUUUAAAAUGCACUUGAAAAUGCAAAUAGAGGUUUUUUUCAAGGAGAUUUUCCUGAACAUUUUAGAAACAUCAACAAGUUCUUUUGAGCACAGGUGGAUGGUUAUUCAGACUCUGACAAGGAUCUGUGCAGAUGCCCAGUGUGUUGUGGAUAUUUAUGUCAACUACGACUGUGAUUUAAAUGCUGCUAACAUUUUUGAGCGCCUUGUAAAUGAUUUAUCCAAAAUCGCUCAGGGAAGAAGUGGACAUGAGCUGGGGAUGACACCUCUGCAGGAGCUCAGUCUGAGGAAGAAGGGCCUGGAGUGCCUCGUGUCCAUUCUCAAGUGCAUGGUGGAAUGGAGCAAAGACCUGUAUGUGAAUCCCAACCACCAGACCAGCCUCGGUCAAGACAGGUGCACAGAUCAGGAAAUGGGCGACGGGAAAGGUCUAGACAUGGCAAGACGGAGCAGUGUGACUUCCUUGGAGUCUACCAUGUCCUCAGGGACCCAGACAACUGUCCAGGAUGAUCCAGAGCAGUUUGAAGUAAUCAAACAACAAAAGGAAAUCAUUGAGCAUGGCAUUGAGCUAUUUAACAAGAAACCCAAGAGAGGGAUCCAGUUUCUCCAGGAGCAGGGCAUGCUGGGAACAUCAGUUGAAGACAUUGCCCAGUUCCUGCACCAGGAGGAGCGCCUUGACUCUACCCAAGUAGGUGAUUUUCUGGGAGACAGCACACGGUUCAACAAGGAAGUGAUGUACGCCUACGUGGACCAACUUGACUUCUGUGAAAAGGACUUUGUCUCAGCACUGCGGACAUUUCUAGAAGGUUUCCGCCUGCCUGGGGAAGCCCAGAAGAUUGAUCGGUUUAUGGAGAAGUUUGCUGCAAGAUACAUAGAGUGCAACCAGGGGCAAACGCUGUUUGCUAGUGCUGACACUGCAUAUGUCCUCGCAUACUCAAUCAUCAUGCUGACUACAGACUUGCACAGCCCUCAGGUAAAAAAUAAAAUGACAAAAGAGCAGUAUAUUAAAAUGAAUCGGGGUAUCAACGAUAGUAAAGACCUACCAGAAGAAUAUCUCUCCAACAUCUAUGAAGAGAUAGAAGGCAAGAAAAUUGCAAUGAAAGAAACAAAAGAGCAUACAAUUGCAACCAAAUCAACUAAGCAGAAUGUAGCUAGUGAAAAGCAGCGACGGCUGCUGUACAAUUUGGAGAUGGAACAAAUGGCCAAAACAGCCAAAGCUCUGAUGGAGGCUGUGAGCCACGCCAAAGCCCCAUUUACCAGCGCCACUCACUUGGACCACGUCCGGCCAAUGUUCAAGCUGGUGUGGACGCCCCUGUUGGCCGCCUACAGCAUCGGACUGCAGAACUGUGAUGACACUGAAGUGGCCUCCCUGUGUCUGGAAGGCAUCCGCUGUGCAAUCCGGAUUGCCUGUAUCUUUGGAAUGCAGCUGGAACGAGACGCCUAUGUUCAGGCUCUUGCUCGCUUCUCCCUACUGACAGCCAGCUCCAGCAUCACAGAAAUGAAGCAAAAAAACAUUGACACCAUAAAGACACUAAUUACUGUGGCUCACACGGAUGGCAACUACCUUGGGAAUUCCUGGCAUGAGAUCCUGAAAUGCAUCAGCCAACUGGAGCUUGCUCAGCUGAUAGGAACUGGGGUGAAGACCCGCUACUUAUCUGGGUCUGGGCGUGACAGAGAAGGGAGCCUGAAGAGCCACACGUUGGCGGGAGACGAGUUCAUGGGCCUUGGCCUCAGUAACUUGGUGAGCGGUGGUGUGGAUAAAAGGCAGAUGGCUAGCUUCCAGGAGUCGGUGGGCGAGACCAGCUCUCAGAGCGUGGUUGUAGCUGUGGACAGAAUUUUUACUGGGUCCACCAGACUGGAUGGAAACGCAAUAGUUGACUUUGUCCGUUGGCUGUGUGCUGUGUCCAUGGACGAGCUGGCUUCUCCCCACCAUCCCCGAAUGUUCAGCUUGCAGAAGAUUGUGGAGAUAUCAUACUACAACAUGAAUCGGAUCCGGCUGCAGUGGUCCCGAAUAUGGCAUGUGAUUGGUGAUCACUUCAAUAAGGUUGGUUGUAAUCCCAAUGAAGAUGUGGCUAUCUUUGCUGUUGACUCACUAAGGCAGCUCUCCAUGAAGUUUCUGGAGAAGGGAGAAUUAGCCAACUUCCGCUUCCAGAAAGAUUUUCUGAGGCCCUUUGAGCAUAUUAUGAAGAAAAACAGGUCUCCGACCAUCCGGGACAUGGUGAUCCGUUGCAUUGCCCAGAUGGUGAACUCGCAGGCGGCCAACAUCCGCUCAGGCUGGAAGAACAUCUUUGCUGUGUUCCACCAGGCAGCCUCUGACCAUGAUGGGAACAUCGUGGAGCUGGCCUUCCAGACCACCGGCCACAUCGUCACAACUAUCUUCCAGCACCACUUUCCUGCAGCCAUCGAUUCCUUCCAGGAUGCUGUGAAGUGCUUAUCAGAGUUUGCCUGCAAUGCUGCAUUCCCCGACACGAGCAUGGAAGCCAUCCGGCUCAUCCGCUUCUGCGGGAAGUAUGUCUCCGAGAGGCCGCGGGUGUUACAAGAAUACACAAGCGAUGACAUGAAUGUGGCUCCUGGCGACAGAGUCUGGGUCCGAGGCUGGUUCCCCAUCCUCUUUGAGCUGUCCUGCAUCAUUAAUAGAUGCAAGCUAGAUGUACGGACCAGGGGACUCACAGUCAUGUUCGAGAUCAUGAAGAGCUAUGGCCACACCUUUGAAAAGCACUGGUGGCAGGACCUGUUCAGAAUUGUGUUCAGGAUUUUCGACAAUAUGAAACUCCCAGAGCAACAGUCAGAGAAAUCUGAGUGGAUGACAACAACAUGCAAUCAUGCACUUUAUGCUAUUUGUGAUGUAUUUACCCAGUUCUAUGAAGCUUUGAAUGAAGUUCUUCUUUCUGAUGUGUUUGCACAAUUGCAGUGGUGUGUAAAACAAGAUAAUGAACAGCUGGCUCGAUCAGGUACAAAUUGCUUAGAAAACUUAGUAAUAUCCAACGGAGAGAAAUUCAGUCCUGACGUCUGGGAUGAAACAUGCAAUUGCAUGUUGGACAUUUUCAAAACAACCAUCCCACACGUUUUGCUGACAUGGAGACCUGCAGGAAUGGAGGAAGAGUCAUCAGAAAAACACCUGGACAUGGACCUGGACCGCCAGUCUUUAAGCAGCAUAGAUAAAAAUGCCUCCGAGAGAGGCCAGAGCCAACUCUCUAACCCAACGGAUGACAGCUGGAAAGGCAGGCCAUAUGCAAAUCAGAAACUGUUUGCCAGCCUCCUCAUCAAGUGUGUGGUCCAGUUGGAAUUGAUACAGACCAUUGACAACAUCGUAUUUUACCCUGCAACGAGCAAAAAGGAAGAUGCAGAGCACAUGGUUGCUGCCCAGCAAGACACACUGGGUGCGGAUAUUCACAUAGAGACAGAGGAUCAGGGCAUGUACAAGCGCAUGUCUUCCAAGCACCUCUUCAAGCUGUUGGACUGCUUGCAGGAAUCCCAUUCGUUCUCAAAGGCCUUCAAUUCCAAUUACGAGCAGAGGACAGUCCUAUGGCGAGCAGGUUUUAAGGGCAAGUCUAAACCUAAUCUUCUAAAACAAGAAACCAGCAGCCUGGCCUGUUGCUUGAGGAUCCUGUUUCGAAUGUAUGUUGAUGAGAACCGCAGGGAUUCUUGGGAAGAAAUACAGCAGCGACUUUUAACCGUGUGCAGUGAGGCGCUUUCUUAUUUCAUCACGGUGAACUCUGAAAGCCAUCGGGAGGCCUGGACGAGUCUUCUGUUGUUGCUGUUAACAAAAACCCUCAAAAUAAACGAUGAAAAGUUUAAAGCACAUGCUUCAACGUACUACCCCUACUUGUGUGAAAUUAUGCAAUUUGACCUGAUUCCUGAACUCCGAGCUGUUCUGCGGAAGUUCUUCCUAAGAAUAGGCGUUGUGUAUAAGAUAUGGAUUCCAGAAGAACCAUCCCCAGGACCAGGGACACUGUCACCUUUGUGGUAGCCUUGGCUCCCUUGGGAGCCACUGCUGCAGCUCUGCAGGUUUACCAUGCCACCUCUGCCUAGCACAUCUCAUCAAGGGUCAGACAGCAGCAACAGCAGUCGGCACACAGGAAUGCAGGAUGCCUGGAUAAGGAUGGCCUCUCCACUGGCCCCAUCAGUCUCUGGCAAAGGCGUUGUGGUGUCAUUAAACUGUUGCAUACCCAGUCACCACAGUAGGUGGGGAGUCUGUUUCAUCUCUGUCAUUCCAUUUUACUGGUUGAACUGUCUGUCCAGUCUGUCACGGCGCCCGCCGUCAUUCUCUAGUUAAGUCCCUGAUCGGCGAUUAAUGUUUCGUCAGAGGAAGUCACUCUCAUUGAAAGUACUGAACAUAGCUGUAUAGGUUCGUGAUUAUUAGAGAGUAUGUUAAUAAAAUUUCUUGUAAUGGCUAAGUGCGCCUAAAAUAUGCUGGGUUUUUUGUUGUUUGAGUGUGUUAGAGAAGUUUGAGUGUUCUUUCUCGGUUGUGAGUCAGCUGUAGUUAGGUUAGUUUGGGGAAAGGUAAAGGGGAAAGAAGUUUUUUUUUUUCUUUCCUGUUUUGUUUUGCUGACACCUGAGGGAUUUUAUUAAAGUCUUUUACAAAAAAAGUUACUGAAGAUUUGAUUGAAAGCGGAGUUUAGUGAAUAAGUUAGAAUUAAGAGCUUGCAAGGUCUAAAAACUUGUAGUGCCUCCUGGCUCUCACUGCUUUAGUGCUUGGGGAAAACAAAUCUAUAGGGAAAAAAUAAACAAUUUACUAAAGAUGAUUAGCCUUCCUUGAAGUGAGUAUUUGUGGAUGGGUAUUCCAUUAAAAUGUCCAGAAUUCAUUGUCCAUCUCACACACUUUGUGAAAUCUAAUAUAUGAAGUAGAAAUGAAAUGAAGUAAUAAUUUAACAGAGUUAAUUUAUAUUUAAAUAAGCCUUUUCUUUUACCUCAGAAUAAUGAGGGCACCAAUGGUUCGCAUCCCAACUUUGCACAAUCCCCGUUCAAGGGCCCUCAAGAGGGAGGGAAAGUGCUGUGCUGGAGAAGGCCCCUGUGCACCUCCUUCGCCCUGCACCAUGGCUUGAACUAGGCAAGACCCUCACUGUGGUGGGGCCAGCACAGCUGAACAGGGACAUCGGAGGGAGGUGGCCUGUGCCUGAUGCUCCAGCUCACGUGAACCUAGGAGCUGAGAUCUGACUCUGGGGUCCUUAUGUUAAUGAUGGUGCAAUACUCUUAACUGCAGUAGAGCUGAGUUGAGUGAGGACGUGGCCUCUGUGGAAGUGGACCAUCUGAAGACACAGGGCCUGACGCCUCUGAGCAGUAGAUUUGGAAACUUAAUUUAUUCUGAGUCAGUGAGAAAGAGAACCUAUGCUUCAUUCCCUGCCCGCUCACCCGCUGCCUGGAGGGCAUUGAGGUUAGCAAGUGUUGCAGAGUUCUUUGAACAUUCAGACUUUCUACCCACACCCUUUAGUCCUGUGAAUUGGGUUGUAUUGAUGCCAACUCUGGUGCCUUAGAAGUUAGUAAGUUGGGAACCUAUCUAUAAAAUCUGAUAUUUUUUUCUUUAUACAGAAGGAUUUCUGGUGCUUUUGUUUACUAAGAGAUCGAUUUCUUAAAUUUUGUUUUUAACAGCCUUGAGGAAUGCUUGUUUGGGCCAGUAGUACUCUGUCUACUCUUUUCUGCCCCCAAAAGUAUUUUCAUUUCUCUACCAAAGAAAAAGAGCAGGUUUAUUAGAUCUUUAGGUUAUUUGCAUACAUUAGGGGGAGAAAAGCUUUCUCACGCAGGAAGGGAUGGAGGGAGAGUAUUUUCUGUGAGUGGAAAGUGUUAGCACAUGUGAAUGGCGUACUCAGUGUGGACCUACCUUCUGGGACUUGCUUCCUGGGACUGUAGUGUGUUCGAUCUCAACAAGCCCACCAUCUCUGAUGUUUGUACUAAUGGCGUAAAUGGAGAACACAAGUUUGUUCAGAAUGUACAGGUUUCAUGCUGCUGCAGACCUGGUUAGAGAUGUUAUCCUUUCCCUCUGAGGGUCUCCUGUGACAUUUUCUUCAUCAAAUGUGACUGCAGGACUUUUCUAGUAUACGCCUUCUCUUUCAUUUUUGCCUCCUCUUGCAGAAUAAGAGAUGUUAGUGCAUUUUGUUACUUGCUGAAACUUGUCAGAUUCUGAAUUUAACAUUGUCUUUUAAGAGAUUCGAUUUCUGAAUAAGGCAUCUGAACUGUACCAGCACAGAUCUUUUGAAAACUGGAUGUUAAAACUAUUCAGGGUCAUUUUUCUCAGUGGUGGACCGUGAUGUACAGAGGAAAUUCCUGGAAUAAGCCAUUCAACCUAAAUUCUAUUCUGUGACUAACCUAACUGAGCUCAUGUCAGCCAUGGUGUGUGCCACUCAGACACCAGGAAAGGGGCCAGGACAUCACUAACAGAGCCGAGGAGAAGAGGGGAGCAUUUCCAAGGCCUGCCUUCUCUCUCAGAAUGCUUUAAGUGUUGAUUAUAUGUGCUGGGUCUCUCAAGAAGUUUUCCUUUGUUACCAUACUGCUGCUUCAAGCAAUUUUUUUUCUCAUUGUCCUUUAGAAAAAUCACCAGCUUUGGCAUCUUAACAACAAACGUGGAUGGGAAAUUUUAUUUCUAAUAAUGCAUCUCUAGAAUCAAGUACACCUUUCCCCGUUCCUCCUUGCAUACAACCAAAGAACAUAUGUGAUGGAAAUUGUAUAAUAUUUCAGAAUACAACUUUUUCCUCUGACAGGUGACUUUUUUACAAAAGGAAAAGAAAAAAAAAAAAAGAAACGUUUUUGUUGUUCUUUUAUGACUAUGGCUAUACCUUUACUCAUCAUUGCAGUUAUUCAAAGAGCCUGCUGACAAAUACUAGAAUAAAUAUCUCAUUCAAAUGUUUGUUGUUAUGAUGCAAACAAAUACUGGGUUACCUAGAAGCUGGAUCCCUAAUACUGCGUUUUCUGAAUUCUGUUCUAAUGUUUGUGUUAAGAUAGACAUAGCUUGUACUCAAUGAAAUCCUGGAGUUUUGCUAUGAGCAGCUUUGAAGUUUGGAAAACAAAGAAACCAAAGCUGAAUAUUUAAAGGAAUGAGUGUGUCUGGAAAGCCUUGCUCUCAAUAAAAGGACAUUCACGAAAGUAUAGUUUUUCUCAGUGUUCUAAUUUUUUAAAAAUUUUAUCUGCAUUUGUGCAUCAAUAUUUCUUUAUGUGCAAAGUGUACGUUUUACCUCCUUAAAAUACCUAAAAGUUGUUAGCUACUUCUGUUUAAUCUACACACAAUGAUUAAGUGCAUUUAAUAUUGGUAAUUUAAUGAAAAGCAUUCCUUGCCCAAUGGAUGUAUACAUUUUUGAAAGAAUAAGCAGAAUUAUAUAACAUGAAAUGCUAUGUAAAGUUUUCUAUGUAAAAAUAUUAUGUAUAAUACUGUUAAAAUAUCUCAUGCUUUAAUCAGGUGGUAAAUCAAUAAAGUUUUAAA